AUGUGGCGGCUGCUGACUUUAUUGCUUCUCGCAUGCUUCGGCGACGCGAGUUACUACGAGGUGCUCGGCGUAGACAAGCGCGCUUCAAUCGGCGAAAUUAAAUCUGCGUUCCAGAAGCUCACGAAGAAAUACCACCCGGACAUUAACAAGUCCGCUGAUGCGAACGAGCGUUUCGCUGAAAUCCGCGAAGCGUACAGCGUGUUGAGCGACGAGAAAAAGCGAGCGGUUUACAACCGAUUUGGCAAAGAAGGUUUGAAAGAGGAGGACUACAGCGAAAACUCGCUGUGGAGCAGAGAAGAGAACAACUUGGUAUAUCAGCUGUCAGUCUCUCUCGACGAAGCGCUGCUGGGCGUGGACACCACGAUCCCGCACGUGGACGGGCGCACACUUCCGGCCCUCGCCGCUUAA
Dermatophagoides pteronyssinus (European house dust mite) is the source of this 408-nucleotide messenger RNA. Its product is annotated as chaperone protein DnaJ-like. Lineage: Eukaryota; Metazoa; Arthropoda; Arachnida; Sarcoptiformes; Pyroglyphidae. The record is from RefSeq and is a predicted model, not a curated record.